Messenger RNA from Synchiropus splendidus (mandarinfish), 852 nucleotides. RefSeq names its product FKBP prolyl isomerase 3 (gene fkbp3). Gene Ontology annotation, molecular function: peptidyl-prolyl cis-trans isomerase activity. The record is from RefSeq and is a predicted model, not a curated record. Bases 25 to 690 code for a protein of 221 amino acids. The transcript is spliced from 7 exons. NCBI's taxonomy places the organism in Eukaryota, Metazoa, Chordata, Actinopteri, Syngnathiformes, Callionymidae.
GGUCAGAGUUCAUAAGCUCUCAAAAUGGCGGCCGAACCAGUAAAGGAGUGGAGCGAUGAGCAGCUCAAAAGUGAUGAUUUGCCGAAAAAGGACAUAAUAAAAUUCAUUCAGGACAAUGCUGCAAACUCGUUUCUCAAUGAGCACAAGCUGUUAGGAAACAUCAAAAAUGUUGCCAAAACUGCAAAGAAGGAGCAGCUGAUAGUCGCCUACAACCAGCUUUUUGAGAGCAAAAGGUUUAAAGGCUCCGAGCCAGUGGAGGAAGUGACUGAGCAAGUCAAAAAUGUUCAAAUCGAUAGUCAACCCAAAGAGGUGAAGGCUGAAGUCGUGGACGAGGGUCCACCGAAAUUCACCAAGUCUGUGCUGAAGAAAGGGGACAAGACUAACUUCCCAAAGAAAGGGGACACAGUGAGCUGCUGGUACACUGGCACUCUGGAGGAUGGAACUGUCUUCGACACCAACAUCCCCGCAGGUGCAAGAAAGAAGAAGCAAGCGAAACCACUCAGCUUCAAAGUUGGCAUGGGUCGAGUCAUCAGAGGAUGGGAUGAGGGUCUUCUGACCAUGAGUAAAGGUGAAACCGCCCGGCUGGAGAUCGAACCAGAAUGGGCCUAUGGAAAGAAAGGCCUUCCUGAUUCCAAAAUCCCUCCAAACGCAAAGUUGAUCUUUGAGGUCGAGCUGGUGUCUGUGGAUUAAUUUCAACACUGAUCUCUGUUGCGCUCCUGGAUGUAAAACACCUGGAGCGUGUUUUCUGUUAUGGCAUGUGAAUAAUGUACAUAUGAGACAAUGUUUACAUCUUUUGGCCUUUGUUUUGACAAUGCAAGCAAUAAAGAAAACACGAUGAAAUUCAACUUCAAG